Molecule: messenger RNA, 2206 nt
Organism: Salarias fasciatus (jewelled blenny)
Lineage: Eukaryota; Metazoa; Chordata; Actinopteri; Blenniiformes; Blenniidae
Product: microtubule-associated protein 11-like
Exons: 13
Coding region: 1-1818 (605 amino acids)
Biological process (GO): cilium assembly
Cellular component (GO): TRAPPII protein complex
Molecular function (GO): alpha-tubulin binding
Source: RefSeq, a predicted model, not a curated record
AUGGUGCAGAUGAUGGAGUCUCAGUGUGAGUAUUUCAUGUAUUUUCCGGCGGUGCCCAUCACCGACCUGUCGGACCCGGCUCGGUACCGCACGCUGCCCCGCAGGAGUCACCUCUACCUCGGGGAGACGGUCCGCUUCCUCCUGGUGCUGCGGUGCAGGGACGCCGGAGCGACGCCGACGGAGGCCGGCCCCGCUGAUGGUUUUGGGACGGAGUCUGCCAGCAGCCGGGCCUGGAGGGAGCUGGCCGGCUCGCUGUGCGCCGUGGCCAGCGUGAGUCCUGGCGAGAGCAGCCGGCACCGCGGCGGCCACCACCAGCACCACGACUACCAGAGCAGCGGGGACGAGGCCAACGAGGACGGCGAGGAGGACUACAUCGCGGUGGCGGAGGCGGCCAUCGCCGCGCUAGGCAGCAGGGUGGACUCCCGCUGCCGAACCUUCAGGGACUGCAAGCCGCUGCUCAUACACAACUCCUCGGGGACGGCGUCCAGGGAGUUCCGCAGGGCUCCCGUUCAGUCUCCUCUGGACGAGCCGGUGGUCCUGACGGACGAGGUGAUCUUCCCCCUGACGGUGUCUCUGGACAAGCUGCCCGUCAGCACCCUCAAAGUGAAGGUGAUGGUCACUGUGUGGAAGAAGGAGGCGGAGAAGGUGGAGGUCCAGGAGCUGGGCUACCUGAGUGUCCUGCAGCAGAGAGAGCCCACACACACCUUCAGACACGACCUGAACACCUUCAAGGCUCAGGUCAGCACCACGCUGACUGUCCUGCCGCCUCCAGCGCUCCGCUGUAAGCUGAUGACGGUGUCCGGGAGGCACCUGGCCGUGCUCAAAGUGCUGAACGAGUCGUCGCAGGAGGAGCUUAGCGUUCGGGAUGUUCGGAUUCUACCCAACCUGAACGCGUCGUACCUUCCCAUGAUGCCGGACGGCUCGGUGCUGCUGGUGGACAACGUGUGCCACCAGUCCGGCGAGGUGGGCAUGGCGUCCUUCUGCCGGGUGGACAGUACGGCUGGGCGCCUUCCCAGCAUGCUCAGUGCUCUGGAGGAGCACGACUUCCUGUUCCAGCUGCACCUGAACGACAUCCCACAGGACGACUCAAACGAGGGUCUGGAGGUUCCCCUGGUCGCUGUUCUGCAGUGGUCAACUCCCAAGAUGCCGUUCACCAACUGUAUCUACACACACUACAGGCUGCCCAGCAUCCGGCUGGACCGGCCGCGGUUCGUCAUGACGGCCAGCUGUCCGAGCACGGUCAGAGUGAAGGAGAACUUCAAGGUCAAAUACGUUCUCCUCAACAACCUGCAGGACUUCCUGGCUGUGCGUCUCGUCUGGACUCCUGAGGGCCGUGGUCAGGGUGAGGAUGCAGCGCUCGCUGCGGUGGUUUGUCACACUCCUCUCAGUAACCUCGGUCACUGUCGCAAAGGCAGCACGUUGUCCUUCAGUGUGGCGUUCCAGAUCCUCAAACCAGGACUGUACGAGCUGAGUCAACACAUGAAGCUGAAGCUCCAGUUCACGGCCUCCGUUUCCAACCCUCCGCCGGACGCUCGGCCUCUCUCACGGAAAAACAGCCCAUCCAGCCCGGCGGUUCGAGACCUGCUGGACCGCCACCAGGCCAGUCUGGGGCGCUCGCAGUCGUUCUCCCACCAGCAGCCGUCGCGCUCGCACAUCAUGAGGACGGGCAGCGCCAUGGAGCGCCGCGCCAUCACCCCUCCCGUCGGGUCACCGGUCGGACGGCCGCUUUACCUCCCGCCGCAGGACAAAUCCCUGCUGUCGCUCGACAAGAUCGCCAAGAGGGAGUGUAAGGUCCUGGUGAUAGAUCCUGUCAGCUAGGAGACACAAGGAGGCGGGACACCAAAACAUGAACUCUGACCUUCAGUUGGAGAGAAACUGUAAAUAUAUUUAUAAUUCUCUAACUUAUAGUCAAGUCACUGGAAAAGUUCCUCCCACAGCUGUAAAGAUCAGCUGUAGCUCUCAAGGUAUUUACAGUGGCGUUACCAUAGGAACAGUGUUACAACGGUGGGAGGAGCGAUCAAUAUUGUCCUGAUUUCAGUAACGCGACUUUCACCUCCACCUUUUCUCAGUGUCACAGUGUUUCAAGAGCAGUCCACUGUCUGUGAACACAGUCUGAUGCAAGGUUCAAAGGUCAAACAUGCUGUGUUAUGUAUCCAAGGCUUUUUUUGGGAGUGAACCUCAGUAUUACAGUGCUUCAUAAACACUG